GGUGGCCCGGUCUCUUUAAGGCCCUGCCGCGCCUGCGCCUUGAGCCUUCCUGACGCGACCGGGCCGGACCCGGGAGGAGCCGGCGGCGGGCACACUAGGGGUUGGGUGGUAGUUGAAACCGCGGCGGCGCGGGGGCAGUGGGUCAGGGUCUGAGGCGGCCCUGAGCUCCUGAGUGAGCGCGGCGCUCAAGAGGGGUCGCGGCCGGCGGCCGGCGGAGCCGGGAGAGAGGCCGAGGCGCUGAGACGCGGCGGCGCGGCUGCCGGCUGGAUGGGAAGUUAAUGUUUACGGCGGAGUCCACCCAACGUUUCCAAGGUGGCGACAGACAGGGUUGCAGAAAAGUUGAGUUCUACUCUCUCAUGGGUAAAGAACACAGUGUCACAUACAGUCAGUCAGAUGGCCAGUCAGGUGGCAAGUCCAUCUGCUUCAUUACACACUACAUCCUCAUCUACCACACUGUCAACGCCAGCCCUUUCACCAUCUUCCCCGUCACAGUUGAGUCCAGACGACUUAGAACUCCUGGCUAAACUGGAGGAACAAAAUAGAUUGUUAGAAACAGAUAGUAAAUCUUUAAGAUCUGUAAAUGGAUCAAGAAGAAACAGUGGUUCCUCCCUUGUAUCAAGUUCAUCAGCCUCCAGCAACCUCAGUCACCUUGAAGAAGACUCUUGGAUUCUUUGGGGAAGAAUUGUUAAUGAAUGGGAAGAUGUGCACAGAAAGAAGGAAAAGCAAGUUAAGGAACUUGUUCGUAAAGGGAUACCCCAUCAUUUUAGAGCAAUAGUUUGGCAACUUCUGUGCAGUGCACAAAGUAUGCCAAUUAAGGAUCAGUAUUCAGAACUCCUGAAAAUGACCUCACCUUGUGAAAAAUUGAUCCGAAGGGACAUUGCUAGAACUUAUCCUGAACACAAUUUUUUUAAGGAAAAAGAUAGUCUUGGACAGGAGGUUUUGUUUAAUGUAAUGAAGGCAUAUUCUUUAGUGGAUCGUGAGGUUGGUUACUGUCAAGGAAGUGCUUUUAUAGUUGGAUUGUUGCUUAUGCAGAUGCCAGAAGAAGAAGCUUUCUGUGUAUUUGUUAAAUUAAUGCAAGAUUAUAGACUUCGUGAACUUUUUAAACCAAGUAUGGCAGAAUUAGGCCUUUGUAUGUACCAGUUUGAAUGCAUGAUACAGGAGCAUCUUCCAGAACUCUUUGUGCAUUUUCAGUCUCAGAGUUUUCAUACCUCAAUGUAUGCAUCAUCUUGGUUUCUGACUAUCUUCCUUACGACAUUUCCACUACCAGUUGCAACAAGGAUAUUUGAUAUCUUUAUGUCUGAGGGUUUAGAAAUAGUGUUUCGGGUAGGAUUAGCGCUUCUUCAAAUGAAUCAGGCAGAACUGAUGCAACUCGACAUGGAAGGGAUGUUACAGCACUUUCAGAAGGUCAUUCCACAUCAGUUUGAUGGUGGUCCAGACAAAUUAAUCCAGGCAGCUUACCAAGUCAAGUAUAACUCAAAAAAAAUGAAAAAGCUUGAAAAGGAAUAUACUACAAUAAAAACUAAAGAAAUGGAAGAACAAGUUGAAAUUAAAAGGUUACGCACAGAAAAUAGACUAUUAAAACAGCGCAUUGAAACAUUAGAAAAAGAAAGUGCUUCCUUGGCAGAUAGAUUGAUACAGGGACAAGUGACAAGAGCCCAGGAGGCUGAGGAAAACUACCUCAUAAAACGGGAGUUGGCCAACAUCAAACAGCAGAGUGAUGAGGCCAGUGCUAAACUGGAGCAAGCUGAAAGUACCAUCAGGAAGCUCCAGCACCAACAGCAAUGGCAUAAAUGCAGUUCCAACUACAAUGAAGAUUUUGUGCUACAGCUAGAGAAGGAAUUGGUCCAAGCCCGACUGAGUGAAGCUGAGUCUCAGUGUGCACUAAAGGAAAUGCAGGAUAAAGUUCUGGAUAUAGAAAAGAGAAACAACUCCUUUCCUGAUGAGAAUAAUAUUGCAAGGCUUCAGGAGGAACUCAUUGCUGUGAAACUGAGAGAGGCAGAAGCUAUUAUGGGUUUAAAAGAACUUAGACAACAAGUCAAGGAUUUAGAGGAACACUGGCAGCGCCACUUAGCUCGUACUACUGGGAGAUGGAAAGACCCACCUAAGAAAAAUGCUGUGAAUGAGUUACAAGAUGAACUGAUGACCAUUCGACUUAGAGAAGCUGAAACACAGGCAGAAAUAAGAGAAAUAAAACAAAGGAUGAUGGAAAUGGAAACACAGAACCAGAUCAAUAGUAAUCAUCUUCGAAGAGCAGAACAAGAGGUGAUCAAUCUACAGGAGAAGGUGCAGUAUCUUUCUGCACAGAACAAAGGACUACUUACCCAAUUAAGUGAAGCAAAGCGCAAACAAGCAGAGAUUGAAUGCAAGAACAAGGAAGAAGUGAUGGCUGUGAGACUCCGGGAAGCAGAUAGCAUAGCUGCUGUGGCUGAACUACAGCAGCACAUUGCUGAGCUUGAAAUCCAGAAAGAAGAAGGAAAGCUUCAAGGACAGCUUAACAAGUCUGAUUCUAACCAGUACAUUAGGGAACUGAAAGAUCAGAUAGCAGAGCUGAAUCAUGAGCUCAGUUGCCUAAAAGGCCAGAGGGGCUUCUCCGGCCAACCCCCUUUUGAUGGAAUCCACAUCGUCAACCAUUUAAUAGGAGAUGAUGAAUCAUUCCAUUCCUCUGAUGAAGAGUUCGUAGGUAAUUCCUUACAGGAAAGUGGCAUUGGUUUUCCUUUGCACAGAAAAUCUGGCCUGAUGUCUUUGGACCCCACUGUGGCAGAUGGUAGUGAAAGCGAAGCAGAAGACAGCGCACUGAAGAACAGAGAGAGCAGUGAAGUGGCUCAAAAGGAGCGGCCCCCGAGAAGCGGGUCGUACUCAACCACUGUCUGACCAUCACUGUGACCUACACUGUGGAUUUUUUUAAGGGAUCAGUUAUCAUGACUGAGGGUUUUUGGAACAUAUCUGUUUCAUAUGUAUAUAUAUAAAUAUAUAUAUUUUACAAUCUUAACUGCCUUUUUAUCUUUGCCAAAUCUUCACCACUGA
Eubalaena glacialis (North Atlantic right whale) is the source of this 3024-nucleotide messenger RNA. RefSeq names its product ecotropic viral integration site 5 (gene EVI5). The transcript is spliced from 20 exons. The record is from RefSeq and is a predicted model, not a curated record. NCBI's taxonomy places the organism in Eukaryota, Metazoa, Chordata, Mammalia, Artiodactyla, Balaenidae. Bases 394 to 2871 code for a protein of 825 amino acids.